UUGCGACAUCAAUCAAAAGACUUUGCUUCCCUGCCCGCUCUCCUUUUCUCUUCAUACCACUCCAUCUUACUCCACACACUUGCACCCUCUCCACAGAUCGUAUCGAGAGAUACUCAUAUCUCCCUCUGUGACCGCAUUUCAUUCCAUUUCUUUCAGUGAUACCCAAGCGCUUCCAUUCGUCAUCAUGUCGUCCCAAGUCAACAGACCUACCAAUGUCAAAGCCAAGGAGGAGGAUGUCAAUCGCAAACUCCAGUUCUACGGCAUCUUCGCUGCCUUCCGAGCUGGCAAAGUCCCAUCCAAUGAGCAAAUCGAUAUCGCCCUCAACAGUUUCUUAAAGUCCAAGGCUCUCGCCAACCCAUCCCAAAAGCUCUCGACCGAAGGUCGUGCUUUGGUGGCCGAUUUCCGCGAUGUUGUCGAACAAGCUAAAUACCUCCUCCUUACCAAGAACGAAGGCAACCUUCUGCAAGAUUUCAUCUGGCAGUCGCAAAAGAUCACUGGGGCAGACGCCUCCCUCCCAAAUGCCCCGGUUGAUAAGGAUACCGCCAAGCAGCAUGGCAACCAGGCAUUGGAAGGUCUACGCACACUCGGUACAUUGAUCAUCACAAAUGGCCAAUUCAGAAAGCUCUUGAAUGAUGCCACCAUCCUCAUCCGCGAUAUUGCCGGUGACGCCGCCCAGAAGGCAGCUUCGAAGGUCAACCCAUCUGACGAGGCAUUGAGCCAAAUCGACAAUCCUGCUGAUGACAACACCUGGCAUGAUACCCCUGAUCUAUCAACCGGAAAUAUCAAGCAACAGAUCAAGUCUACAUACAGCAAGAACGCCCCAAUCAACAAGAAUGACCUUCAGGAUGCUGUUGGAGAUGCUAGCCAAGCGGCACACCCAGAGGGUUCUCGUAACCCCGCCGACACCGCGGAUUUGGCCAACCGAGAUCAGCACAAGGGUACUAGCUCAGGUCUUGACGCUCAGUCUGGACUACAGAACGGCGCAGCCACCCUUAAACAACGUACCUCUGAUAAUAUCCCAGAGGACAAAAAGGACAAGGCCCGCGAAACCAGAGAGCGCACCAAGAACUACCUCAGCAAGAAGAUGCCCGAGGAGCGCCGUGAGCAGACCAUCUGGCGUCUCAAGAAGCUCGUCAUCGAGAUCCAAGGACACCCCGAUUAUGAACAAGCCAUCAAUACUCUACUCAACCUGGCUGAGACAUAUGCUGGUCACGCCAAUACCGUUGGCCAGAAUGCCACUGGCACUGUUAAGGAUGUUCACGGAGACGAUUCCUUGAAGCGUGCUGAGGCUGACUUGAAGACACUCAUCGAGCGAUUCGCCAAUGGCACAUCCACCAAUGACUUCUUCGACGCCAUCAACAACAUCUACAGUGAUGCUGAUAAAGACCCUGAAUUGAAGUCCUGGUUCAAGCAGAUCGAUGCUUACAUCAGAAAGUGCCUCCAACAACAAGGCUACAUUAUGGAACCCCGUGCUACAGAUGAAUGGAACAAGCUAUAUGACCACGGAAAUUUCCUCCUCCGUGAUCGUUACCGCAACCACACAGACCGUAUCGUUGACGAGAUCAAGUUCCUCGCAGACCAAUUCGAUGCUGACCCAAUGAACAAGCGUUUCGGCGAAUCCAUCAACAAGUUGUUUACCGACCUCGGCAAUGAUGAGAACGGCAAGCCAACAUUCAAGCCGCACUUGGUCAAGGAUCUCACAGAGGUUAUUCUUCCCGCCGCUUUCGAAGGCAUCCGCUACGUCCCGAUCCCAAGAAUCGAAGUUUCUGAUCCUCAGAUCGAUGCUGUCGUCGAGAACUUGGUCAUCGAAAGUGACAACCUGAUGCCGAACAUGGUCGAGAUUGCAAAUGACAACUACUUCAGAUGGGGGCGAAAGAAGAUCGCCAACAAGAACCAAAACUCGAUUGAAUUCUCCGUAUCUGGCAUUCAGAUGGACUUGAGAGAUGUCUCAUACUAUGUCAAGAGAAAGCAGGGUUUCCCUAGCAUCACCGAUCUUGGUGUUGCCAAUAUCUUCCUGGGUGGAUCUGGACUCAGCUUCAAGAUGAAGUUGUCAACCGCCGACAAGUCUGACCGCCAGAACUUCUUCAAGGUUGACAAAGUCAGCGUUGAUGUCAAGAACUUCAAUAUUAAGCUCACAAAGUCUAAGCACAAGAUUUUGUUCGCUUUUGCCAAGCCAAUCCUCUUGAAGGCUCUCCGCCCUGCUUUCCAGAAGGCUAUCGAGAAGGCCAUUAAGGAUCAAGCACACCAGCUUGAUUCCUAUGCCUAUCAAAUCAAGGUUGAGGCUGAUCGCGCUCAACAAGAGGCUUUGGAGAACCCCGAGGACGCACCGAACAUUUACAAUCGCUAUGUCCAAGCCAUGCAAAAGAAGAUCUUGCAAGGAAAGCAAAAGGCCCAGGCUGCCGGUGAAAGAGCUAGCCAGGCCAAGGUCAACAUGGCCAUCACCAAGCAGGACUCAAUUUUUCCCGACAUCCAUCUUCCAGGUGGUAUCUCCUCAAAGGCUACCGAGUACAAGGAGCUAGCAUUGAAGGGCAACGACUGGCAAUCCCCAAUCUUCAAGCUCGGCUCUGCUUCCACGACCUCGGACAUUCCUCACGCCCCUCAAGUUACCCGCAAGGCCCACAAUGUAACUGAAGGCGGCAUCCAAGGCCCCCAAAACAUCGGCAAUACCAACUCCAUGAGCAACCAGCUUAGCAAUCGGGCCGGCACCACCAACGGCUCUGCCACAACCAGCUCUACGGCGUACGGCACUCAAGGCUUCAGCAACCAAGUUGACCAAGUCUUCAGCAAGGAGGGAACCCCCAUCGGCGCCACGAAUGGCAAGACCAACGGCAAGACGACCCUCGGACAGAACAACCCUGUCUACUCUGGUACUGCCUAAGCAGUUCGGUGAUAAUAAAUGGGUCCUAACGGAACGGCCUCAGAGUCCUUUCUUUCAACAUGGGGGAUUUGUUUCUUUGAUGAUACCACUACAGCGAAUACCAAUAUGAGGCUGCGUUCCCAUAAUGGAGGGGAAGGGGAUGGAUAUUCGUCUUUCACACGUAAUUAUUUCAUGAGUACCUUGUUCUACAACAUUUCUUGAGACAUUUAAGCUAUGCAUCUUGUCUAAGGGGUUGGAUUAGGGGUCAGGUGGUUGGUAAACGGAAAGAAAGAAAGAAAACUAAAUUGUGCUUUUUAUGAAGCUUUGCUAGCUUCCGGUUCUUUUCAACUGCAUAGGAUAGGUGCAGUAAUAAAAGUGCCUUUAGCGACAUGACUCCCUUCAUUAUGAC
This is a messenger RNA of Hyaloscypha bicolor E, 3266 nucleotides long. RefSeq lists its product as uncharacterized. Lineage: Eukaryota; Fungi; Ascomycota; Leotiomycetes; Helotiales; Hyaloscyphaceae. The coding region runs from base 185 to 2878 and encodes 897 amino acids. The record is from RefSeq and is a predicted model, not a curated record. The transcript is spliced from 5 exons.